This is a messenger RNA of Corapipo altera (White-ruffed manakin), 3083 nucleotides long. It is a transcript of the gene LRRC31, whose product is annotated as leucine rich repeat containing 31. The record is from RefSeq and is a predicted model, not a curated record. The transcript has 13 exons. NCBI's taxonomy places the organism in Eukaryota, Metazoa, Chordata, Aves, Passeriformes, Pipridae. Gene Ontology annotation, molecular function: protein binding. The coding region runs from base 925 to 2655 and encodes 576 amino acids.
AUUCAUCUGAAGUUUGAGAAACACUAAGUUGCAGGAGCUCUUCCUAGGACAGCUGGGCAUGGAGCAGCACAGGGAGCAAACCCAUCACUUCAAGCAGAUCUGUAAGAAAGGACUGAGGGAUGGAAACUGGGCCAGGGAAUGUGUCCUCCUGUGUAAUGCACUGGAUGGACCUACCACUGUGGAGCACAGAGCAGAGCAAGAUUGAAGUGUACCUGGAACAAGUUUAUUUGCAGUCAUCAGUAUGAUGCAAACAGGAGAGAAACAAAUGGCUGAAUCCCAAAAAAAGCCAGGGAGUGGAAGUGAAGGUUCAAACUGCUUGUGUUUAAGAUUGAACCAGAAGCCAGUGAGAGCUUUACAGACCAUCCUUCAAUGCAAACCAUUUAGGAACUGCUGGAGUCCCAAGAAUCCCAGCUGUGCAGAGCUGUUUGAACCCUGGGACUGAAAGCUAAUCAGCAAAGAGGAGAACCAGGUGUGCUGCAUUUCCCUCGGGAGGGCAGCAGGUGACCUCGCGCGGCUUUGCAGCGACAUCUCGUGGCCCGACUCACCUGGAGCCGUGUCAGGGAUUCCUCUUCCAGGGUGGAGAAAGUCUCGUGUGGAAUGAGUCGAAUAUUUCAUACAGUGAGGAGGUAGGAUGCCAUUUGAAAACCAGGUCAUUAAGUGUGUUUAAUUAGAAAAGAGAGGCCAGGGACAGCAGGCUGACUUUGGGAUACAGUGCAAAGGAACGGAGGCACUGGGGAAGAGCCCACACACGGCUUGUGCAGAGCUGCUGCUGUCAAACUGAUGAAGGCAGAAACUUGUGAGAGAAAACUACGUGGAAAGUUCCUCUUAAGGAGAGGAGUGGGGUUUUGUUUGCAUGUCAUGGCUCACCUCUCCUGCAAGCCCUGAAAGUGCUGUGAAACGUGAAAGGGAUCCUCAGGAGAACCAAUGGAGAAGACAGAUGACAUGCUGAACUGCCAGGACAAGCAGGAAGAGGACACCCCAAAGAGUUCCCCGUUUGACUUUGUUAUAAAACAGUUCCAAGGAAAGAGCUGUGCUCCUGAAAAAAGGAAAGAGCAGCCUUCAGCCAUCAAAAAAUUCUUCAAGGGCUUUGACUUUGGGAAAUCUGAAGGCAAGGACAAAAGGGAAAUUGAAGAAAAAGAAAUAAACAACUCUGGAGCUGAUGAUCAGAGUGAGAAGGAAGAUCUCUCUGUAGAAGAUGGACACUCACAUUUCAUCUCUGGUGAGCAGAGAUUUAACCAGUUCAUGCAGAAACUGGGAAAGAAACCCAACAGCAAGAAUCUUGAUCUAAAUAAUUGCACAUUAAGUGAAGAAGAUGUAACAGAACUGGCUUCUUUACUGCCAUUUCUCCCAGAGCUGGAAGAGAUCAGCCUGUCCUGGAAUGGUUGUGUUGGUGGGACUUUGAAAGCUCUCACUGUCCAUCUUCAUCAUGUGAACCUGUUAAAAGUCCUUCGACUUAACAACUGCAGGCUGACAGCUGAGGAUGUCAUCUCCUUAGGAGAGGCAUUUGAAAUUGUUUCUCAGCUUGAAGAACUGGAUUUGUCAUGGAACAGUAACAUAGGUGGAAGACUAUCGCUGCUGACAAAAAAAUUCCAGAAAGGAUGCAAGUUAAAAUGUCUGAAAAUUACAGACUGUAACCUGACGGCAAAGGAUGGGGAAUCCCUUGCCGAAUUUCUACAUGUGAUCCCAAACCUCGAAGUGUUAGAUCUCUCUAUCAACAAACACAUCGGCUGCAGCAUGAAGGUUAUGGCUCAGGAUCUGAAAAACGUGCCAGGCUUGAAAGAGUUAAACUUGCACAUGUGUGGAUUAAAGCAAGACAGCCUCCAGGGCUUAGACACUGCUUUGCAGCACCUCACAGAGCUGAGGAAAUUAGACAUAUCGUGUAACAGAGAGAUUGGUGGUGGCUUUAAAGACUCAACAGCUCAUUUGGCCAGCUUGAAAAAUCUGGAAGUCCUUGAUCUUCACCAGUGCUGUGUCACAGAAGAGGACAUGACUGUUUUGUCCCAGGUGAUACCUUUACUCUCCAGUCUUCAAGAGCUGAAUUUAUCCUCGAAUAAAAGUGUAGGAGUCUCAUCUGAUCCUCUUCUGGGCCGGCUCAGGUUUUUGCCAAAGCUGAAAUGUGUGGCCAUCAGCAACUGUGGUUUAGGUGAAGAGUCGCUUUCAUCACUAGCUGAGGCUGCCCUUCACCUUCCUGAACUGGAGAUAUUAGACCUUUCUUGGAAUAAGUGCGUUGGUGGGAACCUAAAGCUGCUUUUGGGAGCACUAAAGCUUGCAGUGGAGAUUCAAGUGUUAAGACUGAGCAGCUGUAACUUGGUGGCUGAAGAUUUGGCACUUCUAACAUCACUGGCACAGGAUGGCCACCUCUCCAGGUUGCAGAAGCUGGAUUUGAGUUACAAUGACAGCAUCUCUGAUGAAGGGUGGGCUGUUUUCUGUCGAGGUUUAGCAGUAUCCAAGGAACUCUCGGAGCUGGAUCUCAGCCUCCGCCCGUCGUCCUGCCGAGACUGCGGGAUGUGGUUCAGUGAGUUGUUGGCAGCACUGGCACAGCUCCCAGCCCUGGCAGAGCUGGGCAUGCAGAGAUGGGUCCUUUCAGAACCCCAGAGGAAACAACUGGAAAACUUUAAUCACGACAACAAAAGAAAUAUUCGCUUUGACUGUUGAUGGAGGCGGAAGGUUUCUGGGAGGCCUUUCACGAGCAGCACAUGGACCAAGUAUUAUGUGUCUCUCACUUAGGAGACCACACAGUUUUUAAUAAUCUCUUGAAAUAGUUUCACAGUUAUAGAAAACUGUUAUUUAACCCCCUGCAUCAUAGAUAAUUCCAUUUAAUAACCUAUUCUUUGAGAUUCUCUGGGCCAUGCUUACACCGCUACAGACACUCAAUCUUCACGGUGCACUGGGUACUGCCCAAAGAGCAGUGCUGGACUCAGAUGGACACACUGCAGGUUUGCCAGGGAAGUGGAGGGGAUGUGUGUUAAUGAGGGUGGGUGGGCAGUGUGAAUGUGGCCUCAGAAAAUUCCUCUAAUGUGAAAAUACUUGAAACCUCUGUGUUUUAAAUUUUAGUUUCUUCUCCCCCAAAACUUUUGCCUCUU